Molecule: messenger RNA, 1530 nt
Organism: Vigna unguiculata (cowpea)
Lineage: Eukaryota; Viridiplantae; Streptophyta; Magnoliopsida; Fabales; Fabaceae
Source: RefSeq, a predicted model, not a curated record
AAAUGGUAAAGUUAAAGAUAUUUUUCACAUACACCAUUCAAAACCCUAGUCACAUACCCUUCAGUAAACACAAACCUCUUCUUUCCCUUGUCACUUUCCCGGAAACUCAUCUCCAUUUUUCCUGGAAAAUUCAUCUUCCGUUCUCGCUGACACCACUGCAGACUCUCCAAACGCCUUCACUCACUCUAAUCAGCCAUGGCGGAUGACGGUGUUGCCAACGGCGGUGUAGAUGAUCAGUACGGUGAGGAAUCGGCGACGAAGAUCGCGGUGUUGCAACGCGAGCGCGAUGAAUUGGUGAACGAGAACGCCGCGAGGAAGGAGGAGAUCAAGAAGCUGACGGCGGAGCUCGACAGUUUGCGAAGAGACGGCGAGGUGAAUGUCGAGAAGAUCGAGGAGAUGCAGCGAGAGGUGGCGCAGACGCGAGACGCGGCGAAGGCGGCCGAGGUUAUCGCAGCGAGGGCGGCGGACCUGGAGACGGACGUGGCGAGGCUACAGCACGAUAUGAUAUCGGAGAUGGCUGGUGCGGAGGAGGCGAGGGCGGAUGCUGCCGAAUUGAGGAAGGUUUUAGGAGAGAAGGAGUCGAGGGUUGAGUCUCUGGAGAAGGAACUGACAGCUUUGAAGAAGGUGAAGGCAGAGGGUGAGGUUAGGGUUAGGGAUUUGGAGAGGAGGAUUGGAGUUCUGGAAACCAAGGAAAUUGAGGAAAGGAACAAGAGGAUAAGGUUCGAGGAGGAGAUGAGAGAUAAGGUUGAUGAAAAGGAGAAGGAGAUCAAUGGUUUCAAGCAGAAGUUGGUUGAAUUGGAGAAGGUUACUGCUGAAAAAAAAUCUGAGUUGGAGGAGUCGGUGAAGCAGAAAUUGAGGUUGGAGGAGGCACUUAGAGAAUCUGAGGAGAAAGUAGCGGCUUUGGAAUCAAGUAUUCUUCAAUUGCGUGAAGAAGCAAAGGAAGCUGAAAGGGUGAUUUUAUCGCUGAAUGAGAAGGCGGUUGAGACUGUUGAGAAUAUUGAUAGAGGUGUAAAUGGCAUACACGGUGAAGGGAAAGGGUUGAAGUUGCAGUGGCCGGUGGUGGCAGCAGGGUCUACAGGAGCUGUUGUUGCGGCGGCUGCCGUAAUCUAUGUCUGCUAUGGGAAACGGAGGUGAUUUCACAUGACCAAUCAUCGAUUGGAAGAGGAGGUUGUAGAGAACCCACCUGGUGAAUCAUAUGAUCUUUUAGGAUUAAAUGAUAACACUGAUCUGAUACUGCCGAUGCUGAAUGGCCUUUUUGUCUUGCUUGGUGUCAUUUUGGUUCAUUUGUGGUGACUGUCUUCCGAAGCAGACUUUGGAUUCAGUUGAAAGUUUUUUUCAGAAGUAGUUGGCUUGUUUGGGGUACGAAAGCGUUGGUUUGCAUUGCUCCCUUUUUAAUCCACUUAAAAUUUUCUGUUAAGUUGAAUAGUACCAUCAAACAUUUUGCUUAAAGUUAAAGAGACACAAUAGUCUAUUUUGUUAGUUUUAAUGUAUGUGGGAUCUUCGUUAAAUAAUAUGAUAUUUAUAUUCUAA